Gopherus flavomarginatus (Mexican gopher tortoise) is the source of this 2174-nucleotide messenger RNA. It is a transcript of the gene COPZ2, whose product is annotated as COPI coat complex subunit zeta 2. Gene Ontology annotation, biological process: intra-Golgi vesicle-mediated transport; intracellular protein transport; retrograde vesicle-mediated transport, Golgi to endoplasmic reticulum. Gene Ontology annotation, cellular component: COPI vesicle coat. Bases 35 to 697 code for a protein of 220 amino acids. The transcript has 10 exons. The record is from RefSeq and is a predicted model, not a curated record. Lineage: Eukaryota; Metazoa; Chordata; Testudines; Testudinidae.
CGGAGCGGCCCGGCCGAGCUCUCUGUGCAGCGGGAUGCAGCGGGCCGAGGCCCGGCCACGUCAGCACCCCGAGGGGGCUGCCCCGGGGGGCGGAAGCGGCGGGGAGCGGGCAGCUGCAGCGGCCGCGGGAGCCAUGGACCCCACGAGGCUGCUGUUUCAGGAGCCUUCCCUCUACACAGUCAAGGCCAUAUUCAUCUUGGACAAUGAUGGACGGCGACUCUUAGCCAAGUACUACGACGACACCUUUCCAUCCACAAAAGAACAGAAGACCUUUGAGAGGAGCGUUUUCAAUAAAACCCACAAAACUGACAGUGAGAUCGCCUUUCUGGAGGGGCUGACCAUUGUCUAUAAAAGCAGCAUCGACCUCUUUUUCUACGUGGUGGGGAGUUCCCAGGAAAAUGAGCUGAUGCUAAUGGCAGUUCUCACCUGUCUGUUCGACUCCCUCAAUCACAUGUUACGGAAAAAUGUAGAGAAGCGCUCCCUGCUGGACAACCUGGACGGGGCGUUCCUCGUGGUGGAUGAGAUCGUCGAUGGGGGGGUGAUUCUGGAGAGCGAUCCUCAACAAGUGAUCCAGAAGGUGAACUUCAGGACAGUCUCGGAGCCGGCGGCGUACGGGUGGACGACAGCCCUCUGUCCGAGCAAAGCGUUGCCCAGGUUCUGCAAUCUGCCAAAGAGCAAAUUAAAUGGUCCUUAUUAAAGUGAACGUCCCAGAGGAGAGCGCCUGGAUCCUCCCGAUUGGAUGGGUCUGAACUGCGACGGCAAAUGAUUCCUCGCCUUAUUCGAUUAGCCGUUUGCAAAUUGGCAUGAAAAGUCUGAUAAAAGCUUUUGGGUAGGAUGCAAGAUGGCUGACAUUGGCCGUGCCUCCUGGGGGAACGCCAGCCUUCCACGGACACGGGUUUAAACCCAGUCUCGGUACCAUGAAAUUAUCUGCAUGCUAAAGGGGAGGGUGGGGGUUGGGCGAAUUAACUGGUUAACAGACCAAAUUCUGCUCCUUAAACCAGUGUAAAUGAGGAGUGACAUCGAUGGGGUUAUUUCAGAUUGACAAUGGUGUAACUGAGAGCAGAACCUGGCCCAAGAUCCAUGAAGAGCUCCAGAAUUCCUCAGCGUUAUUACAGUUAUUUAAGGAAUGAAUAGGCGGAUUGAUCAUUUGUAGUUGCACCACCUCAAGCACUGCACGAGAAUCAAUUAGAAUUUGAUUGGUACUAGCAGAGUCAGAACAUAACUAGUUGAAUCUUCAGUUUCACCAGUAAAGAGCUGGCUCCUUCUUUUGCAGGGCUGUCACUAGUGCCUGCACACUUGUUGAUCAAAGCAACCAGCCGAUGCUUGCUUGCUCCUCAGUGAGGGUCGGGCCCUACAGACACAGCCUGAGGCUUUCAAAACCAUAGGAAGGGAUUUGCAUGCCCUUUUCUCAUUCAGACAAAUGGGGCUUGGUCAUCCAGGUGGCGCUAAGCUCUUUGGAAUAUCUCAGCCACUUCCAAAAUUUCUUCCACUGUCUCCCAAGGGAACCGGCGCUUUGAUCCCUUUUGGGGAUGGCCAUGCCUGUGCAGAGGGUUGGCGUGAAGUAAGUGCCACUGUCACAUCUUCCCACAUGCAGAGUGGGGAUGAGUGCACAGGAAUCAUUAUCACCCUGUCAGAGUAAGAUUCAGUGACGACCACUAAUAACCCCCCCAAGCUCUUACAGGGUGCUUUUCAUCAGGAGAUCUCAAAGCACUUUACAGAAGAGGUCAGGUCAUUAUACAGAUGGGGAAACUGAGGCACAGAGUGGGGCAGUGACUUGUCCAAGGUCAUCAAGUAGGCCAUUGGCAGAGCUGGGAAUAGAAUCCAGGUCUCCUAAAUCCCAAUCCAGUGCUCCAGCCACUAGGCAGCACUGCCUCCCUCAUGUAGCUUUGGCUGUCGGUAAUUUUGUAAAAACAAUCCUGCUGCAACUAGCUGUCAGCUCAAACAUCAUGAAAGGACUCAGCUAUGGUAAAAAUCCUAUUUUCAGAAUGAUCAUUUCCUUCCCUUUAACACCUCAGAUUAUCAAUAAUAAAAAAAAAUGAAAACCAAAUGAAGGGGAAUUGGCUAGCUGUGUGAUGCUUCAUCGAGGGCUUGGUACGUUUCAAUCCAUUUCUGUAAACUGGGCAUGCCCAGCUUCUUUUAUGCUCAACAAAUAAAGUUUUAUAGCACAUGGGUCA